UACUUAUACCAGAACAGUGUCAAAGGGAAAUGUCUUAUUAUUUCGUUUCCUAUCAUUCAUGUAGGGAUUGGGUUUCACGGGAGUUGAUUAUCUUCUUUUAUAGUUGAGGCAAUUUGUAUUGUCCCACUACAGAAUUUUUAACCUGGUCUUAGCUCUUUUAUAUUCUCCACUACUAUUCCUUUCUUUGUCCUAAGCUGCCGACCAAACACACUUCACAAUCAUGCCUGUCCUUUCUCCAACUUCUUCUUCUUCUUCUUCCUUGGUUUUCACUUGUUUCUUCAUCAUUCUCUUUGUAACCAUAAACUCCUCCAAUCCUGUAACCAUUACCACCAAGGCCAAACGCCCCCCACGCCAGCUUUCUGUCAAUUACUAUGCAAAAUCUUGCCCUCAAGUUGAGCAACUCGUCGGCUCCAUCACCUCCCAACAAUUCAAAGAAACCCCUGUCUCUGCACCUGCCACCAUUCGCCUCUUCUUCCAUGACUGCUUUGUAGAAGGUUGCGAUGCGUCUAUCCUUAUAGCAACACAGCCUGGAAGUAAAAUAUUAGCAGAGAAAGAUGCAGCGGAUAACAGGGACCUGAGAACAGAGGGGUUUGAUACAAUAACGAGAGCCAAGGCUUUGGUGGAGAGCAAAUGCCCCGGCAUUGUUUCUUGCGCUGAUAUUCUUGCAAUUGCAGCCAGAGAUUUUAUCCAUUUGGCUGGGGGACCUUAUUACGUAGUGAAGAAAGGAAGGUGGGAUGGGAAAAUAUCAAUGGCAUCCAGGGUCCCCAACAAUCUCCCACAUGCAAAUUCAACCGUCGACCAACUGAUCAAACUCUUUAGCUCAAAAGGGUUAACCAUCCAGGACCUGGUUGUGCUCUCAGGUGCGCACACCAUCGGCUUUGCCCACUGCAAGAACUUCGUGGACCGACUCUACAAUUAUAAAGGCACUAAGCAGGCUGACCCUGCCAUUGAUCCAAGGCUACUAAAGGCCUUGAAGAUGUCAUGCCCACAGGUUGGUGGUAAUGAUGACAUUGUGGCUCCAUUCGAUGUCACCACCCCAUUCGUAUUCGACCAUGCUUAUUAUGCAAAUUUACAGAGCAAACUGGGCUUGUUAGCUUCAGACGAAGGUCUAUUUUUGGACCCGAGGACCAAGCCUCUGGUCCAAUCUUUUGGGCUAGACAAGGCAAAGUUCUUCCUGGCCUUUUCAGCAGCUAUGGAAAAAAUGGGCUCAAUUGGCGUCAAAAGGGGAAGAAGACAUGGAGAGAAAAGGAAGGUUUGUAGCAUACACAUGUGAAGCUUUUUUUUUUCCUUCCCAUUCAUAUACCUCCCCAUCCCCUUUUUUUAGUUCUAAGCUUUCUUUUAUUUAUUGAUUGGGAUUUUGUAGACUUUUGUGAAUGUCUAGAAAAUUUAGUCCCCAAACAACAUGGAACUUGGUAGAUAGGAGACCUUUAUAUCGAUCACUUUUCAGUGGUUCUGUUUUUCUUUUUGAAUUAUCUUGACCGCAAAGUGAGAGAAGGAAAAUUCGUAA
Gossypium arboreum is the source of this 1507-nucleotide messenger RNA. Its product is annotated as peroxidase 19. Gene Ontology annotation, molecular function: peroxidase activity; heme binding. The transcript has 3 exons. Gene Ontology annotation, biological process: hydrogen peroxide catabolic process; response to oxidative stress. The coding region runs from base 221 to 1273 and encodes 350 amino acids. The record is from RefSeq and is a predicted model, not a curated record. Lineage: Eukaryota; Viridiplantae; Streptophyta; Magnoliopsida; Malvales; Malvaceae.